This is a messenger RNA of Beta vulgaris subsp. vulgaris (sugar beet), 914 nucleotides long. RefSeq names its product probable WRKY transcription factor 65. Lineage: Eukaryota; Viridiplantae; Streptophyta; Magnoliopsida; Caryophyllales; Amaranthaceae. The transcript is spliced from 2 exons. Gene Ontology annotation, biological process: regulation of DNA-templated transcription. The record is from RefSeq and is a predicted model, not a curated record. Gene Ontology annotation, molecular function: transcription cis-regulatory region binding; DNA-binding transcription factor activity. Gene Ontology annotation, cellular component: nucleus. The coding region runs from base 111 to 791 and encodes 226 amino acids.
UUGAAAUGUUGACUUAGCACGAUGCAUGCAACUAAGCUAUAAUAAUGAAUAUUUUUGUUAUGUUAAGUAAUUAAUUUCUCUUAAUUAUUUUCUUUGUUUGAUUCAGAAAGAUGCAGGAUGAGAAAAAAGUGGUGAAAAUUAAGCUUGAAGCAGAAAAGGGUGAUUCACAAUUAAAGAAAAAUGGGCCUCCUUCUGACUCUUACUCUUGGAGAAAAUAUGGACAAAAGCUCGUCAAAGGAUCUCCUUAUCCAAAGGGUUAUUACCGAUGCAGCACAUCAAAGGGCUGUUUAGCUAAGAAACAAGUAGAGAGGUGCAAAGAAGAUGCUUCAAUUCUCAUAAUCACUUACUUCUCAGCCCAUAACCACCCAACCCAAAGUCCACAAAGCCCAACCUCAACUCAAACCCACAAAUCUCCAAAGAAAAAGGCCCAAUUCCAAGCCCAAAUCAAUAAGGCCCAUUCUAGACCCAAACAAGAACAAUCAAGCAAUGACAACAAGGGCAAUGUUGAAAAUACUCCUAAUGAUCAAGGUCAACAAGGUCAUUUCCACUACAUACAAUCUCCAACCUAUUGCUCAAAUGAUACCACAAAGAUGGAAAAACAACAUGAAGAAAAGCCUUAUGUAGUUUCUUUUGACAAUAUUACCCCUUUCGACUCGCAAAAUAACUUCGACGUAGUAGAUGACCAAUAUUUACAACAAAACAAUGAUUUCUUUGAUGAACUUAAUGAGCUAGAUUUCAUUAGAAACAAUAAUGUUUUUGACCAAAAAGAAUUCAAAACCUCUUUAGCUUGAUAAUCCCUCUUUUUAUGUCCUUUUAUUCCCCCUUUUCUUUAAUCUUGUAGCAAUGUAUAUAGCUAAUUAAGGUGGUGUGAAGCUCAAACUAGUGGUGACAACUUUAUUUUGCCAUUUUGGACG